CUGACACCAGAAAGUAAACAGACUUGUUUUGAUCUGUCAAAAAAUCACACGGCUCUGCAAGCGAAGUCACCAAGGAGUAAAGUAUGCCAUUAGGACCGAAUAGUUGAAUAAAAAACGGGGUUGUUUUGUCACGAGCGCGAAUACGUUUUUGUGCAGUUGUCUCGUUUCAGUUUUGAAAUGUCGAGCUGUUUUUUGUAGCGCGUUCCACCAGUUAGCAUGCUAGCCGGCGGAUGCUAGCAAAUGUCAAACCAACUUAACACUAGUUUAAGUGUUAAGUCUUAGCAGCAGAAAGUGCUUGUGUUUUUAACUAUACUAGUAAUCUGUAACAGUCCUGCGGCGUUAACCGUGUGCACAACAUGUUGGUCUCUAACAGUGACGCAUAAACCAAAUCGCUCUUCUGCAGCUGAAGCUGAAGCUGAAGCUGAAGAGACCUCUGAACGAUGUCAGUGCUGGACAGAUGAAAGCCAUGAAACCUGAGCAGAAGUGUGUCGCCGUAGCAGAGGACGGAGCUCCGAGUCCAAUGGGAGGACUCGCUGGCUCGUCGGGCCGCCCGGGCCGUCGGACCUACCAAAGUUCAGCCCAUUUCGGCAGCCUGCUGGACGGCCUGCUGGCUCUCAGACAGGGCGGCAUCCUGUUUGACGUGGUGCUGGUGGUGGAGGGUCGACCCAUCCAAGCCCACCGUAUUCUCCUGGCCGCCUCUUGUGAUUAUUUCAGGGGGAUGUUUGCUGGAGGCCUCAGGGAGACACAGCAAAAGGAGAUUCCAAUCCAUGGAGUAUCCUACAUAGCUAUGACAAAACUUCUUGACUACAUCUACACUUCAACAAUUGAGUUAGACCUGGAGUGUGUUCAGGAAGUCCUGAUUGCCGCCACGCUGGUACAGCUUGAGAAAGUCAUCGACUUUUGCUGCGACUUCCUUUUCUCCUGGCUGGACGAGGGCAACAUAUUGGAGGUGCACCAUCUGGCCGAUCUCUACGGGCUGCAGCAGCUCAAUGACAAGAUCCACUCCUACAUCCUCAAGAACAUUCAGACUUUGUCUCGAACAGAUGUGUACCGGCAGUUACCCCAAGACGAAGUUUUCAGAGCGCUGACUAGUGACGAGCUUCAUGUGAACAGUGAGAACGAAGUGUAUGAGGCGGCACUUCACUAUCACUACAGUCCCGAGCAGGUGGAAACUGACCAGGUGUACUUGCAGGACAAUCUGAAGAUGCUCGAUGCCGUGCGUUUUUGUCUGAUUGAGAAGCAAGUUCUGCAGAGACUGCAUGGCAGACUGCACCAGUGUCCACUGAAGGAUUCAGUUUCAGCUGCCCUACGGUACCACGAGCAGGAGGUGUGGCAGCCCGUCCUGCAGAGUCCCCUCACCCAGCCACGGUCCACCUUCCACUGUGUCCUGGGCUUCGGUGGGAUGUUCACUUCCUCCACUCUCACGGACAGCAAUGACCUGUUUCAGGUGUUCCACCCGAGCUGGCGGGAAUGGAGGACUCUCACCGCUGCCCACGCGCCACGCAUGUCCAACCAGGGAAUUGCUGUGCUCAACAACUUUGUUUAUCUCAUCGGAGGAGACAAAAAUACCAGUGGAUUCCGUGCCGAGACACGCUGCUGGAGAUACGACCCUCGUCACAACAGCUGGUGCUCCAUCCAGUCUCUGCAGCAGCAGCAUGCUGACCACUGCGUUUGUGUGGUGGGCGGCCAUAUUUACACCAUCGGAGGGCGCGACUACAGCAACGAGUUGGACUCAGUGGAGCGCUAUGACCCACGCACCAACUCGUGGGAAUUUGUGACACCUUUAAAGAGAGAGGUGUAUGCCCAUGCUGGAGCGGUGGUGGACGGGAAGAUCUAUAUAGCGUGUGGGCGCAGAGGGAUGGCGUACCUCAGAGAGACUUGCUGCUUUGACCCUGCAGCCAACCAGUGGACAGCAUGUGCGGAGGGGCCAGUGGAGCGAGCGUGGCACGGCAUGGCUGCUGUUAAUGGACGCGUGUAUGUUAUUGGAGGAAGCAAUGAUGAGCGCGGGUACCGGCAUGAUGUUCUGAAGGUGGCAUGUUUUGACCCGGCCGUCAACUCAUGGUCUCUAAUGGCCCCCCUCCCCGGUGGGCACGGGGAACCCGGCGUAGCUGUGCUGGACAAUCGGAUUUACAUUCUGGGAGGACGCUCGCAUGACAAAGGCACCAGGAUGAAAUACGUCCACGUGUACAACACCGACGCGGACGAGUGGGAAAACGAGACGGAGUUUAAGCUGCGCGUCUCUGGGCUGGCAGCCUGCGUGGCGCUCAUGCCGCCGGCCGUGCUCGCCCAGGCCAGAACCUGGGAGCAGCGCACCAAGGCUUCGUGGGAAGAAGUGGACGUGGACAACUCAGAGGACUCUAGUGAGGACUGAACAAGCUACGUUGAACCCAACCCAUCAUGCACUUUUCUUUUCCAGCACAAUGAACUGUGUUUUUUUUUCCCACAAAAUUUUCCUUUUUCGCGUAAUGACCACUUUGAGUGCCUCUGAACCAAAGUGUCAAUAAGGACUAUCGAACACUUUUGAUGUGACCUGUCUGAGAACCGCUGCCUGCUCACAUGUUAACACAACUGAUCCCUCAUUGUCUUCUGACACUGUAACUGCUCCUGCGUGGAUUUAUCAUAGAGGGAGCCUAUGUUCAACUUAAAUGUACAUUUAUACUCUGGAAAGUAGCGGCUAUGCAAUAACAUGAUAGUUUGGUUUAUUGGUUUAUUCACACAAGAAUUUCAGUUUUUUAGUUUAGACAGCUGCUGUUGAUCAUUGUCAGCUUUCAUCACGUCCAUGCUACUCUACAAUCAGUGAGUUAUUAGAGUUUUAACGAUGUGCCUUGUUUUGUGGUCACAUCAGAACAUCUGUAUUGUUUGUUGUGUGUUUAGCCAGAAAUGAGCCUUAGGUGUUGUGCCUCUGAUAUCACAGAUGGAUUUAAAUACCUAGAUUUAUGAUUGGAUUUGAAUGAUGAGGCACUGGUGCUACAGGCGGCAGACCCCAGCUCACUGUGUGUUCUCAAACGUGUAAGUAAAAUGUGAACCUGUUGAGUCUUGAUAUGCUUGUAAUGAUUUUUUUUUCUGUUGUUGACCUCACAUACUCUGUAACUUAUUUUGUUCUCAGAUCAAUGUUUGUUUCUGAAUUUCAGGCUUUCCUCUGUGCUUCCCUUUGUUGCCUCUGAUCAACACCGCUUUAUAUGAGAAAAGAACAACAGAAAAGUGAACAUCCACCAUCAGGCAUCUUUAUAUGUGUUUGAACAACUGCCGGAACAAAUCAGAUUUUUUUUUCUGAAAAUGAAGGUUAUGUAGUGAAGAAAGGAUUAAGUUGAAUCCCUGUCACACAACAUAUGCAAAUUUGUUUUGAACUUUAAUAAAAUAGUAAUAUAUAA
Messenger RNA from Mugil cephalus (flathead mullet), 3371 nucleotides. It is a transcript of the gene klhl22, whose product is annotated as kelch-like family member 22. The transcript has 7 exons. The record is from RefSeq and is a predicted model, not a curated record. Bases 458 to 2371 code for a protein of 637 amino acids. Gene Ontology annotation, molecular function: protein binding. Gene Ontology annotation, biological process: proteasome-mediated ubiquitin-dependent protein catabolic process; positive regulation of TORC1 signaling; protein monoubiquitination. NCBI's taxonomy places the organism in Eukaryota, Metazoa, Chordata, Actinopteri, Mugiliformes, Mugilidae. Gene Ontology annotation, cellular component: polar microtubule; Cul3-RING ubiquitin ligase complex; mitotic spindle.